CUUUGUUACUGAUGCAGAACUUAUGAUCACUUGUAUGAAGAUGGAUAUGAAAGUUUCUUUUCUAAUCUAGUUUUUAUUUGGCGUCUUCAAAUAUGAAAGUGAUGAAUGAUGUAUCUAUUCUUAGUCUCAGCUUUUGCAAUACUAACUUGUGUAGUUUUGAUUCUCUUUCUGAAGUUUUCAUCUGAUAAACAACAUCAGCAACAACAGUCCAAUGAGAUCAAGAUAGAUGCAGUAACCUUUUUAAGAUCAGUGAGAAGUACUAAGCCGUUUCCCAUAAGUUCAGCAUUAGGUUGGAAGGUAUACUGUUUGUGUACUGAUACUAGAAUAUGGAGAAGAAAUAUUAUUGUAGACAAUGGUGGCAACAGGAUUCAGAUACUUGGAUGUUAUGUUAAACUACCAGCUCCAGUUCAGGUGGUUAGUAAGAUCUUCAAGGAUGUAACUCAGUUUGUUGAAUGGCGUCCUGGAGUUGAGUCUACAAGUACCUGUGUAAAUGGCUCAUCCAAAGAGUAUAGGAACGUGUCACAUGACCUCAUCAACAUUGUUACAGCCAAUCAGAAACUCAGUAAAUACUCUGUUGUGGUGGAACAACAAAAUAUUGAAAGGUUUUGGAAAAGAGAAGAUAAUGGUUGUUUUUGGUUGUUAGAAUCCAGUGAUAGAGGAUUACUGCUUUACAUUCUACAACCUGUCCAAGAUGUAGACAGUUGUUGUUUGACCAUUGUGAGUCAUUUUACAUUCCCUGUCACUCUACAAGACAGUGCUGCCACCAUUUCUAGUUAUGCUCAGUCAAUAAAAGAUUAUAUGAUCUACCGGAAGAUGAAAGUGACCCCAUUAUUGAACUUUCACAUUCCUCAAAACAUGGCAGUGAUUGGUGCCAAAGAAGCUGUUGUCAUAUCCACUGGAAUGGAUGAUCUCUUAGAUUCUUCUACUUAUUCCACCAGUGAUGAUGAAAAUUCUGAUUCUUUCUAUAAAAAAUUUGAAGGUCUGCAUCCAAGAGAAAAACACAAAAUUUUAGAAAAAUCUAAUUUCAUUCUUCACGUUAAAUCGCACGACCAAAGACUUAGAUCUCAAUCUGACACAAAUACCGGUGAUGAUAAAACUAAUAUCGUAAAACAAAGAUCUUCAACUCUUCCUAAAGAUGCAAAAUCCUGUAAAGCAGAUCAACACAAAUCUUCUACCAAGUCUUUAAGUUUGGAAAGGAAAGUUCACAAUGAGAAAAUAGAUCUUGAUAGUUCUAAGAGUAGUGUGGAUGAUAAUGUUUUUAUUGAUGAUUCUGCAAAAAAUGUGAGAAAUACUCAAAAUGACAGUCAAAUCUCGCCAAAAUCUGACAAUACUCCAAGUACUGUUAUACCUCUAAACUUGCCUACACAAAAUGGUGCUCUUAAUACUCGCAAUAAUGUGCCUUCGCCUCACAAAGAAAGCAGCUCAAAACUUCCUCACAUAAUGGAGAAAGGGCCUUCAGAUGAUUCUAUAAUUACACAGAAUAAAAACCAAGGUGCUGAACAAUAUAAUGGUGCUAAGAAAGAGAGAGUUUCUGGUAUGGAUUCUGAUCAUCAGAAUAUGACUGAAGACCAGAAAGUCAAAUCACAAACACAGAAGCUAUCUUCCCCUGAUGAUAUUAGAUAUAUCACCCUUGCCAACCAAAGUGCUGCUGAUCUUCUGGUAGAGUAUUUCCAAGUGUCAAAUAUUGAUUUGAAGAAACCUGUGAGUCAGCAGACGGCAAUUUCUGGGGGAUGGGGGUUCUGUGGAUUAGAGAAUGAUGUUGUCAUACUGAAGAAGACACCAGCUGAUGGUAGCAAUAUAUUCAGUUACAUGGGAAAAGGAUUGAUUCAUGCCUCACCACAAACUGUAUUAGAAACUGUGAAAAAUCCUAGGACUAAAUUUACAUAUGAUGAAACUUUGAAGAAAGUAGAUGUUUUGAAUGAUGUUACUAAAAAGAUCAAAAUAGUUUACUUUUAUCAUGAAGUAAUUAACAUGUUCAAGAAGAGUUGUUAUGACUUCUGCGUCCUACAGACUGAAAGACAAGAUGGGGAUAAGUUUGUUUUGGCUAAUUCCUCCAUAGAGAAUGGGCUACCUAUACCAGUUGGGGUUCAGAGGGCUCAGAUGCUUCCUAGUGGUUGGGUUAUAGAACCAGUACAAAAAGAAAAGAAAAUGUAUUCCAUGGUUACCUAUAUUAUUCAGGUAGAUUUUGGAACAUCCAAAAGCAGUAUGGAUAAACCCCCUGUUGAUGAACUGGUGUCUAAGCAAGCCCUCAGCAUUGCCUUUCUUCGUCAGUUUCUAAAACCAGCAAAAUGGAUAUCACGGCAACAGUCUUAUCCAGUUCCUAGGCAACAGCCAUCUCCAACUCCUAAAAACAAAUCUUCCAAUUCAAAUCAGCAGUCAUCACCUGCAGUAAGGCAGCGUCAGGUUACAGCAUUGUCAAGGACACAGUCAAACCCGGUUACAUAGAAAUCUACAUUACCAUGACAAAUGUUGUCAAGAAUAUACUGAUCAGUUAAUGCUCCAUGACAACCAAUAUGUUUUGAAUGCUUAAGCUUGUUUAAACACACUAUUCACAUUAAGAUAUAGAUGCCUUGUAUCAAUCAACGAAUAAUGUAACAUAUGCCUUAAUGAAGUCAAUUGCUUGGCAUUUGUUUAAUAUCCAAAUAUAUAUUUUUAAUACUGCCUUACACAGUCAAAUAUUUUUUUGGCCAAUUGUAUAAAGGAUAAUUAUACAAAAUAUAUAUAUUCAAUUACUGUAACUUUUAUCAAAACAUUAUGAAAGACAUAACUUUAUGAUUUCUGUCUCACCCUAAUGUAAUUAGACUUCUUUUUGCUGUUUCCACUCAGUUAUGCUCCACUGAUCUUUGCAUCUUUGUAUUAUUUACAUGUUCAAGUUUUGCCUUUUAUAUUAACAUAUUUGCAUUAUAUUAUUAAUAUUACAUACAGGUGAGACAUAUCUCAGUGCAACAGUUUAUUCUAUAUGAAUAAAAAAAAUCAUAAUUUAAAAAAUAAAAUAAAAAGUUGAAAAGUUGAUUACGUCUAAUCUCAUUUGUAUCCAUUUUAAUUCAUGAAUAUUAUGAUUUGUUCCUCUUCGGCUUGAAUAUUUGAAGAUGGUGUGAGAUGUUUUUCUUUAUUGCUCUUUCAUUUUGUCGUCAGUUUCAAGUAACUGAACCUCUAUAUCAAAGUCUAGGUAAAUUUGUUCUCCCAUGGUUUUUGAUAUAUUUCAUUGUGUGUCCUCUGUAAUUUAAAAAAAAGAAAAAUAA
Messenger RNA from Mytilus trossulus (common blue mussel), 3242 nucleotides. RefSeq lists its product as uncharacterized. The transcript has 13 exons. Gene Ontology annotation, molecular function: lipid binding. Lineage: Eukaryota; Metazoa; Mollusca; Bivalvia; Mytilida; Mytilidae. The coding region runs from base 106 to 2445 and encodes 779 amino acids. The record is from RefSeq and is a predicted model, not a curated record.